Molecule: messenger RNA, 752 nt
Organism: Metopolophium dirhodum (rose-grain aphid)
Lineage: Eukaryota; Metazoa; Arthropoda; Insecta; Hemiptera; Aphididae
Gene: Svip
Exons: 3
Coding region: 281-532 (83 amino acids)
Biological process (GO): positive regulation of autophagy; negative regulation of VCP-NPL4-UFD1 AAA ATPase complex assembly; negative regulation of retrograde protein transport, ER to cytosol
Cellular component (GO): endoplasmic reticulum membrane
Source: RefSeq, a predicted model, not a curated record
UGUGGACAUGGCACAGAAUAGAUAAUAUAAUAAUAUCAUAGAACAAUAAUACAAUAUGAAUAUAAUCAGAUAAUGAUAAGAAAAUUAAUGUUUAUUUUAUUAUUUUGUGAUAUUAAUUAAUAUAUAAAAAUAUAUAAAUCUAUCGGACUUAUUUAUAUUUAUUCAUUAUUGUUAUUUGUUACAUUUAAUGAUAUUUCAAUAGUUAUUACAUUUAUUUAUUCAAUCAAAAUCGUCACUAAUGAACAUCAAAAUAAAUUAAACUUACAUUUUUAGUAUAACCAUGGGUUGGAAUAUUUAUAAAUUGUUGUGUUGCUGUGGCAGUUCUAAUGAAUCAACUAGAGUCGAUUUGGCAAUUGUCCGAGAACAACAAGCUGCAGCUGCUGAAAAACGUUUAAGAGAACAAGAAAGCCGAGGUAUUAAGAAUCCAGAUCGUGUCAAACGCAUGCAACGAGAACAACAAAAACGUGAUGAAGAAGCUAAUAAAACUGCUAAUAUGGGGACAAGUACUGGAUUAAAGUGGCAAGUCAGUUAAUUAUUCAAAGUAUUCAAUUUUAUACUUCCAUCAGCAAAAUAUGUAUUUAUUAAUCUACUAAAUGAUGUUUUAAUUAUUACUAUCUGUAAUCACUUAUGUAUAUAACCUGUAAUCACAGAUAUAUAUAUAUAAUAAGUUAUUAUAUACCAUAUUUGUGCCUGUAAUAUUCAUCUAGUUAUAAUUUUAUUUUUAUAAAUAUAUUUUUAUCAGUUCAUUAUUA